Molecule: messenger RNA, 1091 nt
Organism: Lucilia sericata (common green bottle fly)
Lineage: Eukaryota; Metazoa; Arthropoda; Insecta; Diptera; Calliphoridae
Product: phospholipase A1 VesT1.02-like
Exons: 2
Coding region: 16-1047 (343 amino acids)
Biological process (GO): lipid metabolic process
Molecular function (GO): lipase activity
Source: RefSeq, a predicted model, not a curated record
UCAAUAUUCAUAAAAAUGAAAGUGUUGUGGUUGUUAGCUCUUGGCUGUUUAGCGGUUUCCGCUUCUGUAUUCGAUGAGGAUGAUAGUCGUAUCCAUGGUGAAAACGGCUGGUAUGUGCCACAGGAAGAUGGCUCUUUCAAUUGGGUGGAUAUGCAAGAAGCCGAAUCCUAUCUUGAGGCCAUGGAAGAAAUUGAUGACUUUGGUUUGACCACCGCCCCUGUUAAAUACUAUUUGUAUACUAAAUCCAAUCCUACAAAGGGUAAAAAGAUUACUGCUAGCGCAAAAUCCAUUAAGGCAUCCAACUUUAAUCCUGAACAUCCCACCAGAUUUGUCAUACAUGGUUGGACUCAAAGUCGCCUUUCGGGUAUGAACAAAAAUAUACGUAAUGCCUGGUUAAGUUUGGGUGAAUACAAUAUCAUUGUGGUCGAUUGGGCUCGUGCUCGUUCUGUGGAUUAUGCCACUUCCGUGUUGGCGGUACCCAAGGUGGGCAGAAAGAUAGCCAGCAUGAUUGAUUAUUUGGUGAAAAAUCACGGCAUGUCAUUGGAUACUUUAUACGUCAUUGGUCACAGUUUAGGUGCUCAUGUAGCUGGUUAUGCUGGUAAAAAUGUUAAGAGCGGACAAAUUCAUACCAUCAUUGGUUUGGAUCCUGCUUCUCCUUUAUUCAAAUAUGACAAACCCAAAAAACGUUUAGCCAGUACUGAUGCCUUCUAUGUGGAAUCGAUACAAACCAAUGGUGGUGAAUUGGGUUUCUUGAAACCCAUUGGCAAGGGAGCUUUCUAUCCCAAUGGUGGUAAGUCACAACCUGGUUGUCCUUUGGAUAUAGCUGGUGCUUGUGCCCAUGGCCGUUCGGUUACUUACUAUGCCGAGGCUGUUGCUGAGGAUAAUUUUGCCACCGUAAAGUGUAACAAUUACAAGGAUGCUGUUGCCAAGGAUUGUGGUGCCACUUAUAGCUCUGUACGUAUGGGUGCUGAUAAAAAUUCUUUUAUGGUUGCUGGUGAUUUCUAUGUGCCAGUGAAUAAGAAGGCUCCUUUUGGUGUUUUGGCUUAAAUUGAUUUUGUGUUAAAUAAAAUGGUUAAAAAUUAAACUGCAAA